This is a messenger RNA of Nicotiana tabacum (common tobacco), 1202 nucleotides long. The record is from RefSeq and is a predicted model, not a curated record. Lineage: Eukaryota; Viridiplantae; Streptophyta; Magnoliopsida; Solanales; Solanaceae.
AUCAAAUCAAGAAAAUUUUAGCUACCUGUUUGAUUUUUCUUUCCUUUUGUUUUCUUCAAGUUCUUUGCUGUUUUGGUAUAUGGAUAGUGUAAUGUUGAUAUUUUUCUGUGAAAUUUAACUCUUUAGGAAAGGGAAGCUACUAAUUGAAAUGUCAUAGUUAAAUUCCUUCCCUUUUCAGAAACUUUUGUUGGGGUAUAGGUUGCAUUAUCUUAAAUCCUAGAAAGUUUGUAUUUUUGGUUUUUGAAGCUUAUAGAACUAUUCAAAAAGUAUUGAAAAGGAGAACCAAAUUAUGCAUUGAUGAGAUUCUCUUGUCAGCCUAGUAUUAUGUAUCAAGAAUCUUGCUUGCUCUUAUCUCUGGUUGAGAAAUUAGAUUUAGAUUAUGUGGGCUCAGCUAACUUGGUAUGUUGGUUAUACAUUUAAGUAUUAUCCAUAAAUCUUUCAGUUACUGUUUCAUUUUUCAACUUGUAUCUUGAGGUGGCCGAGGGACUCUUUAGGGUAAAAUUUUGAUCUUCCAUAUACCGCACACACGCCACCAUCCCUGGACCCCACUUGUGGGACUCUGUUGUUGUUGUAACUUGUAUCUUGAGAUGGGGAAGAAAGGAAGCUGGUUUUCUUCAGUAAAGAAGGCUCUGAGUCCGGAUCCUAAGGAAAAGGCAGAGAAGAAAGCAAGUAAAUCGAAGAAGAAAUGGUUCGGGAAAAAGCAUCCAGUACCAGAUUCUUCAACUUUGGUUGUUACUACUGUUUCUCCUCCUCAUCCUGUUCCUCCAGCAGAAGAGGUCAAGCUGGCUGAAGUGGAACAAGAGCAGACUAAACAUGUUUAUUCUGUUGCAGUUGCCACGGCAGCAGCAGCUGAAGCAGCUGUUGCAGCUGCCCAGGCUGCUGCGGAGGUUGUUCAGUUAACUACAGUUAAUCAGUUUUCUGGCGAAUCCAAGGAGGAAAUAGCAGCAAUCAGGAUUCAGACUGCAUUUCGAGGAUAUCUGGCCAGAAGGGCAUUGAGGGCUUUAAGAGGACUUGUGAGACUCAAAACACUAGUUGAUGGACCUACUGUCAAACAGCAAACUGCAAAUACUUUGAAAUGUAUGCAGACUCUAUCACGCGCCCAGUCUCAGAUUAGUUCUAGACGGAGCAGGCUGCUGGAGGAGAACCGAACUCUCCAGAGACAGCUUAUGCAGAAACAUGCGAAAGAACUUGAGAGUUUGAGG